AUGCCGCAUGUUCAGUCAUGUACUGACCUCCCUGAACAUGCUCAGCCGAAGAAGGCACCCGGCCUGAUUAACAUCGGGAAGCCUCGGUUGCAGUUGUCGCAGUUGAUCGAAGUCCGAACGGGUCAGGCACCCGUGAGUGCUGGCGAGCUGCCUCAACAGGAGCCGAGUUGUGCAAGUCUGCAGUGGCUGUCUGUGAAGGAUCCAUCACAAAGCUUGGCAGACCUGCGUGCACGUGGAACAGCGCUGCUGAAGGUUCAGCAUCCUGACCAAGCGGUCGCAAAGAAGCAUCGGAACCGAGGCCGCAAAGCUCGGGAAUCUAAGAUCGAGGCUGCAGAGUCUGGUGAUCAGGAGUCGGAAGCUAACGCUUGCGAGGGCCCUCUGUCUACAGGUUAUUUCGAGCGCAGUGAGACAGCGACAAGUUCGACGUGUAGCAGUAUGCCUACAGCACAGGCUGGACAGGACCGCAGCCUCUUUCCAGCUCCGCCCGGCCUGGAGAGGCCCAUUGGGUGGACGCUGCUGGAAUCGUUCCCGCCCCGGAACGAUGUCGUGUAG
This is a messenger RNA of Symbiodinium sp. CCMP2592, 552 nucleotides long. NCBI's taxonomy places the organism in Eukaryota, Dinophyceae, Suessiales, Symbiodiniaceae. The record is from the annotation of a GenBank genome assembly.